Dendronephthya gigantea is the source of this 3025-nucleotide messenger RNA. RefSeq lists its product as uncharacterized. Lineage: Eukaryota; Metazoa; Cnidaria; Anthozoa; Malacalcyonacea; Nephtheidae. Bases 63 to 2747 code for a protein of 894 amino acids. The record is from RefSeq and is a predicted model, not a curated record. The transcript is spliced from 3 exons.
AAAAUCAUAUAGAUUAAAGGAAGCGCGACACAAAAACAUUGUAUUUUGGCGUCUUUUUCGCGAUGCCAGGAGCGAAUUGCUCCAUAUUUGGUUGCGCGACAAGUCGAAAGCACGUCGGGGUAGGAAUUUUUAAAAUCCCUUCGGAAACAGAUGAGUUAUCGAAGAAAACUCGCGAAGCUUGGAUAAGUGUUAUCACCAAGGACCGUGUUGUAGACGAAGGUUUGCGUCGACAAAUCAAUAGCGGAAACCUGUAUGUGUGUGAGAAGCAUUUUAGGAAAGAAGAAUAUGAGACUUUUUCUACUCGUAAGAUAUUAGCUCGUGGAGCAAUUCCAUCCUUAAACUUGCCAGUGAAGAGUAUACCACCUCCACCUCCUGCUACACCAAGGCGUGAUCUAGUGCGACAGCAAAUUGAUGAUCCUGUCCUAGUGGUUUAUCGAAACUUUAAACACUUUCAACAAAAGAUAUUACCAUUGAAGAUGAACAGAUGGUGCAAAAAAGGGGAAGAGGACAGUAUAGUUUUUGAGUUUUUCCAGCCACCUUAUACCCUACCAAAGCUUUCCUUGUCAGUUGUUUCUGAACUCACCUUUUCUGUUGCUGUGUACAACUGGUUUUUACCAGAUGACCAUUAUAUUUAUGUUAGUCACAAAAGAUCUUUAAAGCAUACAUCCAUCUCUACCCUAAUGGCCACUUUGGAAAGUGCUCAAGUUUGUCAAGGUCUAAGUAAAGAGAAACACAUUGUCUCUUUAUGUGAAGAUCCCAGUCCGACUUGUGGUGCCAGCAGUGUCAUGAGACAUACAAUCCCAAUUGAGCGAAAGUGCUAUGAAGAAGAUGGUCCACCAUUUCAGGCUCAUGUGUUUAUCAGGUCAGAGCAUUGUGAGUUGCUUUGCAGCAACGUCUCCUGUUCUGAUUGUAUCAAAAAGGAAAAAUCCCUUACAAAAAUGAAAGAGAGUGCUGUCAAGAAAGGAACAGAGCCUCUGAAAAGUAAUGCACCCCUGUCUGGCUCAAGUAAGGAGAGGUUAAUUGCCACUGUUCAACAGCAAAGGCUGGUUUGUAAAGAACUUGAGGGUCGAAUUGCUGAACUGGAGAAAGAAAUUGAGAGCAACAGCAUCCCUAUCGACGAAACAAUGGAAAAAGAUAUCUUGGCAAUUCUUGCUGACAGAAGUGAUGAUGUAACCCCCCACAUGAAAGUUUUCUGGGAGCAGCAAAGGAAACUACUAGCUAUGCCAAAAUUUGGAAGAAGGUACCAUCCUCAUAUCAUCCGUUUCUGCCUGUCUCUUCAUGCCAAGUCUCCAGCAGCAUACAAAGAAUUGCGAGAGUCUGGUGUUUUGGUACUACCAAGUGAGAGAACUCUCAGGGAUUACCGAAAUUUCUUCAAGCCAAGGGCUGGUUUUCAUCCUGAUAAUAUUGAAAGAUUAAAGAAUCAAACAAGCCAGUAUUUUGACAUACAGAGGUAUGUUGUCCUUUCAUUUGAUGAAAUGAAAAUCCAAUCAAAGCUGGUCUUUGAUAAACACUCCAAUGAACUAAUUGGCUUUGUUGAUCUUGGAGAAGAGGAACUGAAUCUUAGCAGUGGAUCGUCUGACCUUGCGACCCAUGCCCUGGUAUUUUUUGUACGUGGUGCUGCAAGUGUUCUUAAAUAUGCCCUUGCGUACUUUCUUACUAAAGAUGUCACUUCAUAUCAGAUAAUGCCUUUGUUUUGGAAAGCUGUAUCUGUACUUGAGCUUACGUGUAAUCUCUGGGUUUGUGCCACUGUAUCUGAUGGAGCAUCACCUAAUCGCCUCUUCUACCAACUGCAUUCCGAUUUGGUCGAACCAGGUACAGAAGUGGUAAACUACACACCAAAUCUUUUUGCUUCAAGUCGAAAAAUCUACUUCUUCUCUGAUGCACCACAUUUGCUUAAGACUACCAGAAACUGCCUAUUUAAUUCUGGAAGUGGUAAGCGCACACGCUACAUGUGGAACAACAAGAAGUACCUGCUCUGGGAACACAUUGCCAAACUAUAUUACUCGGAUCUUGAUUCGGGUCUCCACCAGCUACCUAAGUUGACCGUAGAUCACAUUGCCCUAAAGUCCUAUUCAAAGAUGAAAGUCAGCAUGGCAGUGCAAGUGUUGAGCAAUACAGUUGCACAAGCUCUACAGCGCCAUUUCUCAUCGGGAGAAGCAGAGGAAACCGCCAAACUGUGCAAGAUGAUGAACGAUUUUUUUGACUGCAUGAAUGUUCGAUCCACCACCGAGCACCAGAAGAAGCGCAACGCUUUAUUAGCUCCAUACAGAAGUAUGGAUGACGAGAGAUUCAAUUGGCUGCAAAAUGUCUUUCUGGAAUACCUAAACAAUUGGAAAUUGUCGACAGAAUUGAGAGAAGGAGCAUUCACUGAUGAUGACAGAGGACGUAUGUUCUUGAGUACCCAAACCUUCAGUGGAUUAAAGAUGUCAAUCAAAUCAGUUAUAGCAACAACCAAGUUCUUGUUGAGUGAGGGGUUUGACUUUGUUUUGACUGAACGUUUUUGUCAAGAUGACGUUGAAGAGUACUUUGGCUACCAGCGUGCCCAAGGACGAAGAAGUGACAACCCAUCAGCUGCAGAAUUUGGCUAUAAUGACCUAAGAAUUGCCACCUUGCGAGAUGUUGCACCCAAAUCAAUUGAGGGGAAUGUAUCAGGACGGCAUUCCGGAAAGAAAAGUAAGUGGUGCAAUGUGAGCGAUGAGCAGCUGCCCAAGAGAAUAGUAAAAAAGAAGAAACCAUUAACUGAUUGACACUAAUAUUUCAGACAAUACAUAUACAGGCUGCAUCACCCCCCUCCCUAUUGAAAUAGAGCUUUGUUGAAAUUUAAGUGCAUGAGUAACACAAAUUAAGGUCUUACUUUCAAUUUUAGGCAUCUGUGGGUUUAGAAUAAUAAUACUAUCUGUCACAGACUAGCAAAAUGUGCUGACUGCCUAAUAAAGAGUGUUGUUUUUUUCAAAUUGCAUCUUUAAUAUACAUAAGAAUACAUAUGGGAAGCUUUUAUUUUCAUGAGUAACUUCAUUGAGUUCAC